Molecule: messenger RNA, 1989 nt
Organism: Asterias rubens (European starfish)
Lineage: Eukaryota; Metazoa; Echinodermata; Asteroidea; Forcipulatida; Asteriidae
Product: sodium- and chloride-dependent glycine transporter 1-like
Exons: 13
Coding region: 1-1911 (636 amino acids)
Biological process (GO): sodium ion transmembrane transport
Cellular component (GO): membrane
Source: RefSeq, a predicted model, not a curated record
AUGGAUACCAUGAAAGAGAAAAUGGAGUUGGAGUCCGUGGUUCUACCUCCGUCUAAGGACGAUGAGGAUUCAACAGGACGGGGAAAAUGGAGCGGGAAACUGGACUUCAUUUUAUCAUCAAUGGGUUACGCUAUUGGGCUAGGAAACGUAUGGAGAUUUCCCUAUCUAUGCUACAGCAAUGGUGGAGGGGCUUUCCUGUUCCCGUAUCUGAUUAUGCUGUUUCUGGUUGGAUUUCCAAUCUUAUUUCUGGAAAUAUCAUUCGGGCAGUUUGGAAGCCUUGGGUGUAUUUCAAUGUGGCGUAUUAGCCCACUUUUCAAAGGUAUUGGUUUUGGUAUGGUACUUAUGUCCGGUUACUUCUGCUUAUACUACAACAUCAUCAUUGCAUACUCCGCAUACUACAUGUUUGCAUCAUUCUUGAAUCCCUUACCAUGGGUAGGAUGCAAUCAUACAUUCAACACAGAUGCUUGUUUUGAUGGAAGUCAAGGAGAUGGUAUACUGGAGUGCCCAAUGAACCCGAACUUUACAGGAAAAACUAAACCAGUUUUUGCUAGCGAGGAGUAUUUUGAACGGCGCGUGUUACAGAUUUCCGAUUCGUUGGGAGACAUCGGUUAUAUUCAAUGGGAGAUACUUCUGUGUUUUAUCUUUGUAUGGAUUGUAGUCUUCAUUUGCAUCAGCAAAGGCGUCAAGACCUCGGGCAAGGUUGUGUACUUUACAGCUACAUUCCCCUAUCUAGGUCUACUGACUCUACUGAUCGUUGGUGCCCUGCAGCCUGGUGCAGUCAAUGGUAUUCUCUACUUCAUUACACCACAGUUUGAUAAACUUCUUGAUAUUCAGGUUUGGAAGGCAGCAGCCAAUCAAGUUGUGUUUUCGUUUGGUGCAGGAUGGGGAGGACUCCAUACAUUGUCCAGCUAUAACAAGUUUAACAACAAUACAUUCAGAGACACGGUUAUAAUUGUAGUGUCCGGUGGUUUGACCAGUAUCUUCGCUGGAUUCGUCGUCUUUUCUAUCAUUGGAUUCAUGGCGUGUGAUGCACAAGUGCCGAUUGAACAAGCCAUUGAUGCAGGUCCAGGUUUAGCGUUUGUUGCCUACCCAGAAGCAAUCGCAAGGGUACCAGUCAUACCCCAGCUCUGGUCUUUCAUAUUCUUCUUCAUGCUGAUCACACUGGGACUCGAUAGCCAGUUUGUGACUUUGGAGACCAUCAUAACUGCAGUUAUGGACGAGCUUGAGUACUUUUAUCCCAACAUAAGGAAAAGGAAAACAUUGGUGAUAUUCAGUGUAUGUUUCAUCAUGCUUCUAGCUGGUCUACCAUUUACUACACAGGGAGGCAUCUAUCUGAUGACGUUAUUUGACUGGUACUCUGCUGGUUACAGCCCCAUGAUAUUAGCCUUGGCUGAGCUCUUCGUAUUCGACUGCAUCUAUGGUUUGAGUAGAUUCAUCCGAGAGGUGGGUGUAAUGAUUGGGAGUAAACCAAGCUUCAUCUGGAAGGUCAUGUGGUACAUUGUAACACCAAUCCUCAUCAUUUUUCCUACUGUGUAUGGAUUUAUUGAGUAUACACCGGCCCAGUAUGGUGAUUAUGUAUUCCCUGGAUGGGCAGAAGCCAUUGGUUGGACUAUGACUGCUUCAUCAUUGAUAUGUGUGUUCAUCUACGCAGCAUACUUCUUGAUAUGGCGAGUCAAAGGAUCAUUCAUACAGAGGAUCCGUACUGCCAUCCAACCAGCACCAGAGUGGGGACCAGCUCUUGAUGAAGAUAGGGCAGCUGCAGGUUACCAACCAUACCCCAAACCAACUGUAGAGAUUAUUACCAAAGACUACGACAACAUCGCAUUUACAAGUGACUCUCCGCCAGAAUACAACGGCAUGCACUCCGUCUGCGUGGGAACUGAUGAUAUUGACAUCAGUGAAAUCUUAUAAGUUCUCAGAGGCCAGCUUUCUCCAGAAGACGAUCGGAGCAUACUGAUCGAAACGUCGAUUGAAACCAACAGAUCUUUU